AUGAUUGAAGACCUCCUCGCCGGGAUGUCCCCUGGCCGGGCAGCACUAUGGCUCCUAGGGCUGUUCGUCGCCUUUUGCGUAUUCCGCAAGGUGCAAGCUGCUGUCCAAAUCUCUCGCCUUGGUGCGAGAGCUCCAAAGAUUCGAUUCCGUCUUCCAUAUGCCCUCGACUUCAUCUAUAAAGGCCACCAGGCUAACCUGGUGAAUCGUGAUAUUGAAUUCUGGGAUCAAACUAUCAUGAAUGCAGGUGGCCAGACCAAUGUGAAGACCGCCGAGCUGGAUGCCGGCAUCUCGACCCGUGCCAUCAUGACCAAAGACCCCGAAAACAUCAAGGCUCUUCUCACCGGCCAGUUCGCUGAUUACGGCAAGGGCGAGCCAUUCCACAAGGAUUGGAAAGAGUUCCUCGGCGACAGCAUCUUCGCCACAGACGGGGAGCUAUGGUCUCGCUCCCGGCAGCUCAUCCGCCCUAUGUUCGCUCGCGAGCGCAUUGUAGAUACAGAGAUCUUCGAGAAGCACGUGCAAAAGCUAAUUCCGCUCCUCGGUGGUAGUCACUCUCCCAGCAGCAGCAGGGUUGUGGAUGUUGGCUCUCUCUUCUUCCGGUACACCCUCGACGCAGCAACCGAUUACCUUCUCGGUCAAGGCACAGACAGUCUCGAAAAUCCAGCCACUCGCUUUGCUGAAGCCUUCAGAUAUGUGCAGCAACGUCAAGCUGAGCUUUUCCGCUUUGGAGUCUUCAGCUUCGCCAUGUCACGCACGGAGUUCCGUAAGAACCUCAAGAUAAUGGAUGACUUCAUCCAGCCCUACAUUGAAACAGUCCUAUUCCUCUCUACCGACGAACUCGACCAAAAGCUCUCCAAGCGCGAGACCUUCCUAGACGCUCUCGCCCGAUUCACCCGUGACCCAAGAGUCCUACGAGACCAACUCGUAGCCGUCCUCUUAGCCGGCCGAGACACAACUGCUGGAACCCUAUCCUUCUGCCUCUUCGAACUAUCUCGCAACCCAGAAGUCGUUGCCAAAAUGCGCCAGGAAAUCCGCGAUCGUCUAGGCGUAGGCGCCAACAGCCAAAAGCCCACCUACACUGAUCUCAAGGAAAUGAAAUACCUAAACGCAGUCCUACACGAGACAAUGCGCGUCUACCCAGUCGUCCCUUUCAACGUUCGCUACUCCCUCCGCGACACAACUCUCCCACGCGGCGGCGGCCCAGACGGAAUGGCACCAGUAGGCGUGCGCGCCAACUCUCGAGUUAUCUACUCGACAAUGUUGAUGCAACGAGAUCCUGAUCUAUAUGACGGCCCCGACUCGGAGAACUACUUCGACCCCGCGAAGUGGAUUCCGGAGCGGUGGGUUUCAAACUGGCAGCCCAGGCCGUGGCAUUUUAUUCCGUUCAAUGGUGGCCCACGGAUUUGUAUUGGGCAGCAGUUUGCUACUAUUGAGAUGGGGUACACUCUUAUUCGGAUCUUGCAGGCUUAUGAGCGUAUUAUUGCGUUGCCUGUUAAUGGAAAGGAGAAGGUUGAGGAUCCAGUGCUUCGGUUUGAGGUUACGCUUAGUCCGGGCUCUGAGUUGAAUUGUGUUUUCCUCAAGGAGGGGGAGGACGUGAUGCCUGCUUCUAAGGAGUAUUAG
Messenger RNA from Penicillium antarcticum, 1617 nucleotides. Its product is annotated as cytochrome P450. NCBI's taxonomy places the organism in Eukaryota, Fungi, Ascomycota, Eurotiomycetes, Eurotiales, Aspergillaceae. The transcript has 2 exons. The coding region runs from base 1 to 1617 and encodes 538 amino acids. Gene Ontology annotation, molecular function: oxidoreductase activity, acting on paired donors, with incorporation or reduction of molecular oxygen; heme binding; monooxygenase activity. The record is from RefSeq and is a predicted model, not a curated record.